Messenger RNA from Fukomys damarensis (Damara mole-rat), 1859 nucleotides. It is a transcript of the gene Tank, whose product is annotated as TRAF family member associated NFKB activator. The coding region runs from base 318 to 1598 and encodes 426 amino acids. The record is from RefSeq and is a predicted model, not a curated record. Gene Ontology annotation, biological process: canonical NF-kappaB signal transduction. The transcript has 8 exons. Lineage: Eukaryota; Metazoa; Chordata; Mammalia; Rodentia; Bathyergidae.
GCAGAAAACUUUAUCAAAGCAAGAAAAAAUCAUCUCCGUUUUGCAGGCUGUCCCUUGUCUAUACCAGUGAAAGAGGAAGUGCAUACUGCCCAGGGAUCUUCUUGGUGUUUCCCACUGGGCAGACACACAACAAUCAUUCAAUAGACUGAAGCAGUGGGAUGAGAAUCUGCUACCCUGUUUUGCUUUCUUAAUGAAACCACCUGUACUCUUCAUGGUUUUAAAAAAAAAAAAAAAAAUAGUAACUACUAGAGCAAAACAAUGUGGCCGGACCUGUCAUUUACUCCAUCCUUUAUAGUGAUGCUACAGGACAGAGAGGAAUGGAUAAAAACAUUGGUGAGCAACUCAAUAAAGCAUAUGAAGCCUACCGACAGGCAUGCAUGGAUAGAGAUACUGCAGUAAAAGAAUUACAACAAAAGCAGACUGAGAACUAUGAGCAGAGAAUACGUGAGCAACAGGAACAGCUGUCACUUCAACAAACUAUUAUUGACAAGCUAAAAUCACAGUUACUUCUUAUGAAUUCCAGUCGAGAUAACAGUUAUGGCUAUGGUCCUCUGCUUGACGAUGGUGAAACAAGGAAAAGUAAUAUGACUCUUGAUCAGCCACAUGAUAAAGUGAAAUCAGGAAUACCAAAAGAAAAACAAUCAAAGGUCAGAAGACAAGACAUUUCUUUCCCUAGAAAAGAAACUUCAUCAAGGAGUCCUGGCAUUCCUUUAAUCCAUGAAAGGGAUAAUUUAGAGAAGACUUUCUGGGAUCUAAAAGAAGAAUUUCAUAGAGUAUGCAUGCUUGCAAAAGCACAAAAAGACCACUUAAGCAAACUUAAUAUACCAGACACUGCGACUGAAACACAGUGCUCCGUGCCUGUACAGUGUACAGAUAAAACAGAUAAACAAGAAGCGCUAUUUAAGCCUCAGGCUAAAGAUGAUAUAAAUAGAGUUGCACCAUGCAUUACAUCUGUCACACCAAGAGGACUGGGUCAAGAUGAGGAAGACACCUCUUUUGAAUCACUUUCUAAAUUCAAUGUCAAGUUUCCACCUGUGGACAGUGACUCUACUUUCCUACAUAGCACCGCAGAGAGACCGAACAUCCUUGGCCCUGCCACACGUGAGGCAGCAUGUCCAGACAAAUUCAAAAUAGAGCUCAGAGACAACCAAGGAAAUGCUGUUAAAUCAGAGGAAAUUUUAUUUGAAAUUCAGGGACUUGAUCCCAUAGCUUCAGCUAUACAAAAUCUUAAAACAACUGACAAAUCAAAACCUUCAAAUCUUGUUAACAAUUUUAUCAGGACAACUCUGGAUAGAGCUUUGUGUUUGCCCCCUGGAGACCAUAAUGCGUUAUAUGUAAAUACAUUCCCACUUCAGGACCCAUCUGAUGCACCUUUUCCCUCACUGGAUUCCCCAGGAAAAGCUAUCCGAGGACCACAGCAGCUGCUUUGGAAGCCCUUUCCUAAUCAAGACAGUGACUUAAUGGCACUAAGUGGCACAGGCUCAGAACUGCAUAUACCUGGAGUGUGUGAAUUCUGUCAAGCAGUUUUCCCACCAUCCAUUACGUCCAGGGGGGAUUUCCUCCGGCAUCUUAAUUCACACUUUAAUGGGGAGACUUAAGACACACUGAAGAAAAUAAUCAAGUUCUGUGUUAUGAUUUGGGGUUUGUAAUACUAUAAAUACUUGAUCAUAAUCUAAACUGAAGAUCAUUUAUAGAAGUGUCAUGGUUAUUUAAUUUUUUUCUAAGCUUAUUUUGUAACUUUUACCUUUUAAAAGAUCAUUGUUUAAAAAUCUAAUGUUAUACUCUUGUUUACAAUAUUACUCAAAAUUAUGUGUGACUCAAUGGAGCUGUAUAAUCAUAUUUGUUUAAAAUAUCUAAGC